Messenger RNA from Quercus lobata, 488 nucleotides. RefSeq lists its product as uncharacterized. Bases 72 to 488 code for a protein of 138 amino acids. The transcript has 5 exons. Lineage: Eukaryota; Viridiplantae; Streptophyta; Magnoliopsida; Fagales; Fagaceae. The record is from RefSeq and is a predicted model, not a curated record.
AACUAACUAAUCCACAGCCUAAAGGGGAUAUAGAGAGUAAUUGGAGAGCAAAGGGUAUUGAAAAAAGAAAGAUGGCAGGAAGAGAGGUCCGCGAAUACACCAAUCUUACCGACCCUAAAGAUAAGAAAUGGGGGAAAGGAAAGGAGAAGAUAGAUGAUGAAGACACCACUUUCCAACGCAUGGUUGCCAAGAUGCAAGAGGUUGCAGGAGAGCGUGGAGGCUACCUUCAUGGGCGAGGCGCCUUGGACAGUGAUGAUCUACUCUAUCUCAAGGAGCAAAUGGAAGCUGAGGAGGAUGCAGAACACCUCCUACGUCGAACUGAGAAACGGGCAUUUGCUGUGUUUAAGAUAUCCUUUUAUGUUAUUGAAAGAGGGAGAGUACUGCUAUCCCUUGACUUGGCUGUUUGUUUUUUUGAUAAGUAUCCCUUGACUUGGCUGUUGUUCCAUGAUUCUGUUAAAGAGGAAGAAGACUUGCUUAUUUCUGUGUAG